UUUACUACCUACCUAACGUUCCACAACUCCAAAUAGAAUCCACCCUCACAAAAAAAGGCUGGUUGGUGUCUAAGAAUCACAAGAACAGAUUCGGCAACAUGGAUUCCCCUCGCCAGGAAGAAGAAGAAGAAGAGAAGCAGAAAGAAAUCACCACCCCUCUCCUUCAUGCCGAGCCCUCAGCCUCGACAACAUCGUCAUCAACCCCGCCGGCGGCAGCUGACGAUGCCAGGAGGGAGGAGGAGGAGGAGAAUUCUCCGAUCGAGCAGGUGGCUCUCACCGUGCCGGUGGGCGACGACCCCUCCGUUCCGGUGCUGACGUUCCGCAUGUGGGUACUCGGCACGGUUUCCUGCGCGCUUCUGUCCUUCUUGAACCAGUUCUUCUGGUACCGAAAGGAGCCGCUCUCGAUCACCUCCAUCUCGGCCCAGAUCGCGGUGGUGCCGCUGGGCCACCUCAUGGCUCGGACGAUAACCGACCGGGUUUUCUUCAAGGGGAGGAGGUGGGAGUUCACCCUCAAUCCUGGGCCGUUCAAUAUGAAGGAGCAUGUCUUGAUCACCAUCUUCGCCAACUCCGGCGCCGGCAGCGUCUACGCCAUCCACGUCGUCACCGCCGUCAAGAUCUUCUACCGCCAGCACAUCACCUUCUUCGUCUCCCUCCUCGUCGUCCUCACCACCCAGGUACUGGGGUUUGGGUGGGCGGGAAUAUUCCGGCAACAUCUGGUGGAGCCGGCGGCGAUGUGGUGGCCUUACAACCUGGUGCAGGUAUCGCUGUUCAGGGCACUCCACGAGAAGGAAGUGCGGCCAAAGCAUGGGCUGACACGUAACCAGUUCUUCAUGGUAGCCUUCGUCUGUAGCUUUGCCUACUACGUGUUCCCGGGCUACCUCUUCUCCAUGCUCACCUCCCUCUCUUGGAUCUGCUGGAUCUUCCCUGGCUCCGUCCUUGCCCAGCAGCUCGGCUCCGGCCUCUACGGCCUCGGCAUCGGCGCCAUCGGCCUCGACUGGUCCACCAUCUCCUCCUACCUCGGCAGCCCCCUGGCCAGCCCCUGGUUCGCCACCGCCAACGUCGCCGCCGGCUUUGUCAUCAUUAUGUAUGUCAUCACCCCCACUGCCUACUGGCUAAACCUCUACAAGGCCAAGACCUUCCCCAUUUUCUCCGACGGCCUCUUCACCUCCACUGGCCAGAGCUACAACAUCUCCAGCAUUAUAGACUCUGACUUCCACCUCGACGUCGAGGCCUACGAGAAGGAAGGCCCACUCUAUCUGAGCGCCUUCUUUGCAGUGACUUAUGGUGUCGGCUUCGCGUCUCUCACGGCCACUGUCUCUCAUGUUCUCCUCUUCCAUGGCAGAGAAAUAUGGCAAAUGAGCAAGUCUGCAUUCCAGGAGAAGAAGAUCGACGUGCAUACGAAGCUCAUGCGUCAAUAUAAGCAGGUCCCGCAAUGGUGGUUCAUCUGCAUCCUUGUCGCCAACGUCGCUCUGACCAUCUUUGCAUGUGAGUACUAUAUCGAUCAACUCCAAUUGCCAUGGUGGGGUGUUUUGCUGGCUUGUGGCAUUGCCAUCUUCUUCACUCUCCCCAUUGGAAUCAUCACAGCCACAACGAACCAGACGCCUGGCUUAAACAUCAUCACGGAGUAUAUCAUGGGGUAUUUGUAUCCAGGCCGGCCGGUCGCAAACAUGUGCUUCAAGGUAUAUGGUUACAUCAGCAUGACACAGGCCUUGACAUUUUUGCAAGACUUCAAGCUGGGCCACUACAUGAAGAUCCCACCCAGAACAAUGUUCAUGGCUCAGGUGGUGGGUACUCUAAUUGCUGCAAUUGUCUAUCUUGGAACUGCAUGGUGGCUCAUGGACACCAUCCCCAACAUCUGCAACACAGAGCUUCUAUCUUCGGACAGCCCGUGGACCUGCCCAUCUGACCAUGUGUUCUAUGAUGCCUCUGUCAUAUGGGGUCUCAUUGGCCCACGCAGGAUCUUCGGAGACCUUGGUACCUACUCAGCCAUCAACUGGUUCUUCCUGGCUGGGGCCAUUGCACCUCUUCUCGUUUGGCUCGCCCAUAAGGCCUUCCCAAAUCAGAAGUGGAUAAGUCUAAUCAACAUGCCUGUACUGAUUGGUGCCACCGGCAUGAUGCCUCCAGCCACAGCUGUUAACUACACUACCUGGAUCACUGUUGGCUUCUUGUCGGGCUUUGUGGUUUAUAGGUACCGGCGUGAUUGGUGGCAGAGGCAUAACUAUGUGCUUUCUGGUGCUCUGGAUGCUGGGCUGGCAUUCAUGGCAGUCUUACUGUAUCUGUGCCUGGGGCUGGAGGAUGUCAGCCUGAAUUGGUGGGGAAAUGACCUGGAUGGCUGCGCCUUGGCUUCCUGCCCCACUGCAAAGGGUGUUGUAGUUGAUGGCUGCCCAGUUUUCUGAUCAUAGGUGGCAGUCUAAAUUUCUGUGUUUCAUUGGUAGAAUGUGGAUUCACAUGCUAGUGAAAAUACAACAGAAUCAAUGAAGAAACUAUAUAAACCGUUUGCAAUUUACACAAAAAUUAAAAAGUCUCAAUGACUUGUA
Molecule: messenger RNA, 2537 nt
Organism: Elaeis guineensis (African oil palm)
Lineage: Eukaryota; Viridiplantae; Streptophyta; Magnoliopsida; Arecales; Arecaceae
Product: oligopeptide transporter 7
Biological process (GO): transmembrane transport
Molecular function (GO): oligopeptide transmembrane transporter activity
Source: RefSeq, a predicted model, not a curated record